AUGCAAGAAGAGAAUUUUGAUAACAUUGACAAACAAAAUGUUAGUGUAGUUAAAGUACCUAAUUUCUAAUGGUUAGUUUUACAGUGAAGAAUAGUCUUAGCAAGGAGAUUAAAGAAUUUAUAAAUUUUAAGUUAAUUAACAAGAUCAUGAAAAUUCAAUGUUUUUUAUAGAACAUAAGGAUGAUUUUAAUAUCAAACAGUAACAUAAUGAAGCUCCUUAACACUAGGAAGAAGAAAUAGAGAUAAUUUAAUUUGCUGAAAAUAGAGAUAUGUUUUUUGAUAAUAACUAAGAGGAGGUUGAUAACAAUAUUCCAUAACAAAUAGGAGAAUAAAUUAUUGUAAAAAAUAUAUCUGCUUUCCAAUGUUAAAAUAAUACAGAUUUAAAUGAUAGAAAUAUUCCAAUAUUGUAAGAACCAUAAUACCAAAACUAGAUUUAAUAACUAUAAAUACAUUAUUCACCUGUUCCUAAUUAAUAUAAUAUCGCUAUGAUACCUACUUAAUAAAUUAAUACUCCAAUCUAGCCAACUGAUCAAUAUGAGAAUAAAUAGGAUCAAACAAGGAAAGAAGAAAAAAAAUAAAAUAAAUAAAAGAAAAAGUUAUAAAAAAAAGCUGAUGAAAAUAGUGAUAAGGAAUAAUAAAAUAAUGUUGUGAUUGUACCAAUUAAUUAAAAUGAAGCUCCACAAAAUGCCAUUAUCAAUCUAGGCUCUAAUCUGUCUGCUUAUUGCUGCCUUGGUAUUCUAAAUCGAUCUGAUAGCUGUUGUUAAUGGAUAUGUGAUUUAACUGUAUAUUGUUUAACGCUCCCUUUAUUUUUGCUCAAAAAAUUUUUGGUUUGUAUUUGGGAUGGAUGCUUAGAAACUUGCUGCCAAUAUUGGUGUCCAAGUUGUAAUGAAUCAUGUUAAACAGGUUGCAGUCUUUUAAGCUUUAAUUGUGGUAAAACAAAAAUAAAUUUAUUAAGUUAGAUGUUACAAUAGUUUAAAAAAGAACUCAAAUAUUAUUUGCACAUAAAUUUGUUGUUGCAUAAAUUGUUCAGCUGUGAGUUAAUACAUUUUGGCAUCCUGGGAUUCUUGUAGCCAUUUCUGUUUCUCAAUGUGUUCGAGUUUUUGUGGAAUCCUUUUAGUAUGUUGUGAAUUCAUCUUAAAUAAUUUGAGUGACUGUGUUACUCAGAUUUGUACUUUUUGUUGUGACUGUUUAUAGAACUCCUGUGAAUAGAUUUGCUAAUUUUUGGAUCCUAUAUGCGAUAGUUUUUGUAAACUCUUGGGUAUAUGUUGCAAAUGUAUAGAAUGGUUGAAAUGA
Messenger RNA from Paramecium pentaurelia, 1292 nucleotides. Lineage: Eukaryota; Ciliophora; Oligohymenophorea; Peniculida; Parameciidae. The record is from the annotation of a GenBank genome assembly.